Penicillium oxalicum is the source of this 3231-nucleotide messenger RNA. RefSeq names its product mediator of RNA polymerase II transcription subunit 14. The transcript is spliced from 2 exons. Bases 1 to 3231 code for a protein of 1076 amino acids. The record is from RefSeq and is a predicted model, not a curated record. NCBI's taxonomy places the organism in Eukaryota, Fungi, Ascomycota, Eurotiomycetes, Eurotiales, Aspergillaceae. Gene Ontology annotation, molecular function: transcription coregulator activity. Gene Ontology annotation, biological process: regulation of transcription by RNA polymerase II. Gene Ontology annotation, cellular component: mediator complex; core mediator complex.
AUGCCCGGUGUCAUCAUGGACAAUGCUAAUAUGGAUGGGUCUUCACGAAGGCCUGGACUUCACCAAGCCACCAAUGGCGCAUUGAGUCCGAUGGGCGGAAAUGAAAAACUGGGCUCACGGGCGACGCCAAACGGGUCGUCCCACGUGAAUGGCACAAGUCGCGACUCGGAGAAAUCAGAUCAGCGUACGAAAGCGCUACAGCGAGCUCCCACUCCCUUUGAAAUUCCACACAUCACCCAAGGCUUCUUUCCGUUCGGAACGCUCGUUCACCGAGCGGUGCAGAAUUGCUGGAAUGAGCUUACAGAAUUGAUAUCGGAUUUGGCGACGAUUCAAGUACCCGCAGAUAACAAUACAAAUGCGCCUGGCGGGAGCGGCAAAUCGUCGGGGAACCAAACGGCACAGAAUAUGCACAAAAAGCUUAAGAUCUUGGAAUGGGGACACGCAAGGAGAGCAGAGUUCAUCAAACUUCUCGUUCUCUCAGAAUGGAGUCGUCAUGCGGCAGAGGUGAGCCGGCUUAUCGAUAUUCAGGGCUUCAUUCGUAUACGGCACCAAGCCUACAUGACGGCCAUGAAUUCGGUGGGAAUGAUGAAGCAGGAUCUUGUGAGGGCCCAGGUGGCCAACCCAGACCUGAAAACCGCACUCGAGGUUCUCGCCAAGGGCAAGGUUGCCUCAUUACCGGAUUUUGGUUACAAGCCCCCCAAGCCAUUGUCAGCGCGAACUGCCCUGAAGAAGUUGCACAAGAUCAACCGAAUUAUCAGCGCAAGACUCAUACUCCAAGACCAAGUGCCACAUGCCUUGCGAAACUAUCGGGUUCAUGACGGCCGUGUGACCUUUACGGUAGCCGGUGAAUUUGAGCUCGAUCUUUCGGUCGCCCAGGAAGCAAAGACCAGUCAAUUUUUCUUUGUCGACAUCCGCUUUCUCUUCAUGCCUUCUUCCUCUAUUCCAAAGGGUCGGAUUCUGGACGAGCUCGAAGUGGAAAUCAAUCGAAUUCUCUUCAACGACGGGCUGCUCGCAUGUUUCAACUUCCUCCAUGGGCUGGUUCUGACGAACAAAGUCAACACUCUCUUCAGACAGGCUCAGGAUCUUUCUCGGGGGACAUGGUCCGGUCUCUUGCGGAUUGAGCUUCUCCAUCGUACUCUCGUCGUACAAUACUGGACAGCACGGGCAGGACCUAAGAGCUGGAUCGAAAUUGGCAUUCGACGAGGUAGCGGUGAUCUCAAAACCGCAGUGCCACAGUUGCACCUCCGCUGGAUGCGCGACGGUAAACAAACGAACAGCGCUGGAGUCAAGUUUGACACCGACUCACUCUCAAUGGAGCACAUUCUCCGCAGCGUUAUCGCGCUCCACAUUUCCCAUGUCCUUUCUCUCGUCUACACAACUCUGAAGAAGCAUCUGCUGUUCGCAAAUCACGUUCUUACCUUGGGUGGCAAACUCUCGUCCUCUGAGCCCAGUGACUGCUUUCUCAACGUGCAAUUGACAACCACACGUGAAUUGCGCGUCUCCAUUGAGCCUCAAACCGGAACCCCUACGCUGUCGGGCACGCCCAGUGUGGUGGAACGGCCAGAACCAGGUCCACCAAAGCCAGUAGUGGAAGAGCUACUCGGUCGGAUUGCUCGCCUUCGCUGUACCACUGCGAUGGAUGAGGUAGAGUCCAGCUCCAAGGGACUUGGCUUGGAAGGGGUCAAUCCCAGGAUAGUGGGGAUGGACGUGCGCAAGUUGUUCCCUCCCAACACGCUGCGUUCCGCAUUCUUUACACACCACACCUGGGACCGCCGCUGGAUUACUGCUGUAACGAGCAGCAUGGACGGUGAUAGAUGGUGGCUCGUUCAGCUUCGGCCCGAGGCUGGGCGGCCCACACUCGCCCAUGCUGUGAGCAACACUAUGAUGGGGAUUGGCCGGCGAACGGAUUACACUGCAUGUGCAGAGCUCGUGUACGGCCUGACUGGGAUUUUGGCGAUUUAUGCAAACGCUCGCUAUCUAGCGGACCUACCAGAAGCGCGCUUUCAACCGGUGCUGGAGAAGCUGCAGCUUGAAGAGGACCUGCUGGUACCCGAUCUGUUUGUCGAUUAUGAGCCUUCCACAUUGCCCAAGCCUCUGCAAAUAGCAUUGCCGCAUUCGUACCUCAAGAAUGGGUCAUUCAUUGAUGGUGCCAUUCGUCUGUCUUUCCAAGGGGUCGAUCGAGAGCACAAUUCCACCAUUCUCGUGGCACAUGGGAAGCUCAGACGUCGCGUCAAGUCCUUACAGCUACUCAUCACGCAGCUAGACCCGGAGCUCCUUGUGCAGGAUCAGGGGGGUGGGUUUGCGCUUCGCCUGGUUGUUCCGGCUGGGCAGCCUGCAAUAUUUGGACUUUUUGAGCGCCUGCAACGUCUCGACUGCGCGAUUUAUCUCCUCCAAAAACUCAUUCAAAAGGGCAUGGAGCCACGCUCAAUUUCACUAUCGCAAUGCUCUUUCCUCUACGGCCCCGAAAAGAAGAUGCUUGCCAAAUUCGGCCUUGAAGUUUCCGGGCCAGCAAUCACGAGCGACACCGACAUUGGCCAACUCAUGUCUCGAUCUGACCCGAUCUAUCAAUUGCGUCUCAAGCUCAGCUUUGAUCGCCCGAGUCCACAUCGACGCAUCCAAGAAUCCCUCACUUUCGCGCUCAAUGAUCGAUUUGCUGAGACUGGCAUUGACCACGUUCUUUGUUUGAUGGCUGAUUCAUUCCCCAUUCUCUGCAGCUUUGAUGAGAUUGUGACCAAAUCCGCAUCAUCGGAGACAGCUCUGGUGUACAUCACCGUCCGCAGCCCCACGAGUUAUCAGAUUCACUACCCCCGACAACGGUAUCGGUUUAGUCUAUUCGCUCACUUGCCACGGGGCAAGACUGAAUGGGUGCUGGACGACGCGAACCGAGAUUGGCCGUCGACCGAACCUCACCCUGUCUCGGCCGUGGUCCGAGAGCAAAUUUACAACGCUCGGGGUGAUGGGUGGCAGGGCCUAGGGGACGGUGCCAGAGCAUCCAUCCAUCGUGUGGGGAAUCUUCUUCACAAGCUGCACGACUGUCUUGGGACAUGCCCACCCGUACCUGAACCCGUCAAGAGAGGUGCCAAUGACGCCGCGAGACCCUCGAUUCCGGCCAAGUCCGAGAUCCAGCCACAAUCACUGAAACCCGUCCCUCCACCAGCAGCCAACCCGACGAACGUGUCGCCGAAAAAGAAGGCUGCAAAGGGGAACAACAAUGUCAUCACCAUUGAUUGA